ACCUCAAACAGAUGUGUACAAUAAGUUCAAGAUUUGACUGUACAUUUAUUCACUUUGCCUUUGCCUACCAGAGUAAGGAUUUCUUAGGAUUGUGGACAUGGUUUUCUCGGGUUUUUUAAUUGAAACUAAACGUUCAGAGAAGCAUCACACGAUUUCCAAGCUGAUAGAAGUUUCUGUGACUUGGUUUCUGUGGAUGCGAAAGUAACCACAUCGGAUUUUUAAGUAUCACAACGUACUGCGCCGUUUGAUCAAUCCCGAUUUAAUCAAUUAACAAUGAUUGAUAAUCCCUGGAGAUAACAGGACUAGAUUGGUUGAACUCUUCUCAGACCUCUCCCUUUAUACGGAAACUUGUUUUGACAAGAAGUUGAUUGGUUUCUCAAGUGGACAGUGAGAUUCCUUUCGGAUCAAAGCCUAAUGAAGUUGCAGUGUAGCUUUGAUCUCGCCACUGGCUUCGAAAAUGCUCUCUUUGAUCUAUAAAUCUCCACUACUAUGUUUAUACUAAGGGUCAGUAUAAAUGUUUUGCACGGACUGGAGUCCUUCACUUCAUCUCAAUCCGUGAAAACGAACACAUCUACUUUCCAAUUAUCCAAAUUUGGCGCUACUGAAUUCCUGUAGUAUUUCAUCCGACUGCAUUCUAGUGUUGUGUCCGAAGGCCCUAGAAAAUGGAUCCAGUUCAAGUUGCCAUCAAGCUGAGACGUCUCCUUAUUGCCCACGACAAUGCAGUGAAAGAGAUCCUGACAUUAGAUACCCAAGUCUACCAUCUGAUGCGGAAGAUGACAGCCAACUCCUCCAACAACUGCAUAAUCCGAGGUGAACAGCUGAUCCAGAGACGAUGGGUGCUGGAAGGUGUCAAGGAGAUGUUUACCAUCUACAGACAACUCAAGUGGCAAGAGGUGCAAGCCUGUGUAAACGCCAUCACCAAAGAUGCUUCUGCAGAGAGUGAUUCGGAGGCGGACUGGAAUGCAGAUACCUCUUUCAAUGAUGAUGAAGCUUCCUUCACGGAACUCUUGUCCGACAGCUCAUAUAGUGAGGACGACGAAGACCAGGGAGACCUAUACAGCAACGACAGCAGCUACGAUAUGACGACUCUCAGUCGAGCUUUGUCUGUAGACGACAGUGCACUUCAUAGAAACGCCUAAGGGAAAUCACAAGUCCCAUCCACAUCAACUAGUGCUGCAUUUACCUUGUUAUUCAUUUUUUGUUAUUGUACACAAAUGUUGCCUGACAGUGUGCAAAGGGCAUCCUAUUAUAUUGUAAACCACAUUUGUUUGUUGAUGAAUAUGCUGAGGAAAUAAAUAAUGAAGUCGA
Haliotis rufescens (red abalone) is the source of this 1308-nucleotide messenger RNA. RefSeq lists its product as uncharacterized. NCBI's taxonomy places the organism in Eukaryota, Metazoa, Mollusca, Gastropoda, Lepetellida, Haliotidae. The transcript is spliced from 2 exons. Bases 663 to 1139 code for a protein of 158 amino acids. The record is from RefSeq and is a predicted model, not a curated record.